Emiliania huxleyi CCMP1516 is the source of this 654-nucleotide messenger RNA. RefSeq lists its product as hypothetical. The record is from RefSeq and is a predicted model, not a curated record. The transcript has a single exon. The annotation marks the transcript as partial. Lineage: Eukaryota; Haptophyta; Isochrysidales; Noelaerhabdaceae.
AUGGGGACCACACCACGCGAUGACCCCCUCCUCUCGAUCCUCGAUCGCUUCACGCCUCUUGAGGCGCGCGCCUCGCUGCCGCCGAGCAAAUUCGUGUCUCCUCCUGGCCCUGCAGCCGAGCCCAUCAUGCGGUUCGUCCGCGAGUGCCACCGCGAGCCCGUCCCGCACCUGACACCGAACGGACCGGGCCAAGAAACGCUGCACGAGCGCUCGGCGGAGCGUCACCCCGAUGCGGCGCGGCGGGCUGGUGCAGAGCGGGCGGCGGCUGCCGUUCGUGCGGACGCGGCAGUGGCAGCCUUCCGUCGCCGGCUGUGCCCGUGGCAGACGCUCUGCGAGGAGGCGUCGCUGCAGCUGAUGCGACGGCUCGACCUGCCGACCCUGCUCGCUCUCAAGGGCACCGACCGGGCAUCCGCCGCGCGCGCGCGCGCAACACUCGCCUCCGUGCGCUGGCGGACCACCGGAUCAAACGGCGCCGACCUCGCCGCCCGGCUGCCCGAGGCGAAGGCUGCCGGGUGGCUGCGAUCGCGGAUCACGCCGUCGAGCGACUUUGCGUCGCUGACGGCGCGGGCGCUGCGGGCGGAGCUGGAGGUGGCCCUCUCGCUGCCGCCGGGGGCGCUGCGCAAGCGCAGGGCCUGGCUCGACCGGCUCAUCCUC